Trichoderma reesei QM6a is the source of this 801-nucleotide messenger RNA. RefSeq names its product chorismate mutase. Gene Ontology annotation, molecular function: chorismate mutase activity. Gene Ontology annotation, biological process: aromatic amino acid biosynthetic process; chorismate metabolic process. The record is from RefSeq and is a predicted model, not a curated record. Gene Ontology annotation, cellular component: cytoplasm. The transcript has 3 exons. Lineage: Eukaryota; Fungi; Ascomycota; Sordariomycetes; Hypocreales; Hypocreaceae. Bases 1 to 801 code for a protein of 266 amino acids.
AUGGAUUCAGCCGUCGACAUGGCCGACAGCGAGCGCGCGCUGAAUCUCACCCACAUCCGCUUCCAGCUCAUUCGCCUCGAAGACACAAUCACGUUCCAUCUGAUUGAGCGAGUCCAAUUCCCCUACAACAAGACAAUCUACACGCCCGGCGCAAUCUCCAUCCCCGACAGCAAGCUCAGCUUCUUCGACUGGUACUUUUUCCAGCAGGAAAAGCUGCAGUCCCUCAUCCGCCGCUUCGAGUCGCCCGAUGAAUACCCCUACUUCCCCGAGGCCGUCCAGAAGCCCAUCCUCAAGCCGCUCAACUACCCCAAGAUCCUGCACAACAACACCGUCUGCGUCAACGACAAGAUUAAAAAGUUUUACAUUGAAAAAUUCUUGCCCAAGGUGUGCCCUGACUUUGGCCGCGAAGACCGCGGCGAGGCGCAGGAGAACUACGGCUCGACGUCCACCUGCGACAUUGCCUGCCUGCAGGCCCUGUCGCGGAGAAUCCACUUUGGCAAGUUUGUCGCCGAGUCAAAGUUCCAGUCGGACCCGGAAUACUACACGAAGCUCAUCCAGGCCGAGGACCGCGAAGCCAUUGGCGAAUCCAUCACCAAUGCGGCUGUCGAGAAGCAGGUCCUCGAUCGGCUGCGUCUCAAGGUCGAGACGUACGGCAAGGACCCGUCGCUGCUGGAAGGCGUGGAGCAGCCCAUCAAGAUCAACGUGGACGCCGUCGUGUCCAUGUACAAGGACUUUGUCAUCCCAUUGACCAAGGAGGUGGAGGUGGAGUACUUGAUGCAGAGGCUCAUACCCGAAGAGUAG